This is a messenger RNA of Planococcus citri (citrus mealybug), 1999 nucleotides long. Its product is annotated as zinc finger protein 765-like. The transcript is spliced from 6 exons. The record is from RefSeq and is a predicted model, not a curated record. Bases 227 to 1699 code for a protein of 490 amino acids. Lineage: Eukaryota; Metazoa; Arthropoda; Insecta; Hemiptera; Pseudococcidae.
UCCGUCCCGUUUGUGUUUACGUUUUGAGUUUUCCAACUGUUAAUUUUUUUUUUAAAUUCAUUGUAAUUUUGCAAUUAUUUUCGUAUUUUAUUUAUUAACUCCUCGUAAAUGGUUUAAAUUUGAAAAAAAUCGGAUUGUGGGAGCUCAACGUGAGCUUUUUAGUGCGGUAUUAUACAUAGGCAAGGUUCAGUGCCACUCUACGAGUCAGGUAUAUGAACUUGUAACGAUGGAGAAAUUUAUCAAAGUAUCAGCGAAGGAUGAUGAUGCUCACGAAGAUGUGCCUUUGAACGACGACGGAGCUUUAUCGUUAAAUAUAUUACGAAAAUAUUUCCCAAGAGCUAUCGGUUUGAAAUAUUUCUCCGAGGUUGAUAUCAGUCAUGAGAUUGAUUUGGACGAUGAUCGAUUCUAUCCGCCGUUGGGUCUAUGGGGUGAUCUGACUUACUAUUGUAUUUGCACCGAAAAUGAAUUCGUCAACGUGAAAUCAGAACCAUGUAUAGAAGAUAUACAUUGUAUCGAAGACGAUGGCAAAAACAACUCGUUGAACAUGGUACACAUUUCAAUCAGUCAAGCAAACAGAACUAAAAAGAAAUCUUACAAACCGAAAGGGAAAUAUAAAAAGAGGAAACCUCAUAAAUGUGACAUUUGCGGUAAAAAUUUUCGUAACCAGGCGUACGUCGAGACACAUAAAUUAAUGCACACCGGAGAGAAACCGUACGCUUGUGCUCACUGCGACGAACGUUUCGCCAGACAGGAUUUAUUACGAAUACACGGAAAAACCGUACACGAUAUACGUGUUAGGCCUAAACGAGAGCCAGUUCAACGUUCACCUACUCACAAACGCGAGAAACGCAGAACGGACGAUAUAUACGUCUUCGCUGAAGUGAAAAAACGUAAAUAUACGCGCAGAAAAUCGAAAAACGGUGAAGAAGAAGAAGAACCGGAGGAAGAAAAAACGCGCAGUAAAAACUACCAAUGUGUAAAUUGUUCCGAAUUUUUCGUCAAGAAGGCGAGCUUGAGAAAACACCCUUGUAUAAGUAACCAAACUCAGUUCACUUGUGAAGAAUGCCACCAAACGUUCGCCAAACUGAAUAAAUUACGUUUACAUCUCUAUAAAUGUCACGCCGAUCAAAAACUCGUCAAAAAAGCACCACUUUCUCCAUCGGCUGUCGAUCCUCUAAAAUCGACUAUUACGUCGUCAAAAUCCAGAAAUAAAUGUAAAUACGCCAACGCGGACCUCAAACAAGAACCAAGUGAUAUGGAAAGCUCCGACGAAGAUGUCAGCUACUGGGAUUGUUUGAAUGAAAACGAGCACAGUUCGUAUAUACCGAAAUGCGACUGUAUUCCCGAUUUCAGCAUCGUCGACUACAUCGAAGCUAAAAUACCGCCGGAAAUUUUGACCAAAUUCCGAUUCUGUAAACAGAAUAAUAUACCAUGGACUGGUUUCCUAGGCUAUAGCGCGUUGUACAAAUUUUGGGCCCGGAUCGUUAUCGAUAAUCCGACUGAUGAUGUUGAACACGACGACGAUGCUGUCGAAUUGCAACAUAUUUUAAAAGAGGAAGAUGUCAGCGAAAGUGACAAAUUAAACGAAUCCGUGACUGAGUACGUGAUAGCCGAAGUAGACGCCGAAACUAGCGAAGCUACUGCUGAAAGUACACAAUUUCUGAGCAGUAUCGAAGAUCUCGUCACGUUCGAUAAUUAAUUCAUUGUUUGAUACAAAUGAAACGCUGAACUAUGAACUUGAAUAUGAACUGAUGAAUAUUCAAGUUUCCGUCUUGUGUUUUUUUUUGGGUGGUCUGCGCUUUUAUUAUGUGAUUGUAUAUUCCGUUAAGAUUUAAUCAUCCAAUUUUUAAACGUACAAACCGUUUUUAUGCGCGGUAUCGUUGAUACAAAUCAUGUAUGUGUUAUGUGAUCGUGGUAGUUUUCUUAUUCUUCCUCUUUUUUAUUUGUAAUGAUCAUUUUGUUAUUCGUAGUAAAUAAACGAAUGUUUGUUUCUUAUAAA